AAAGCUUCAGUCCAUCUUUGUCCCCUUUCAAAAUGACGAGUGAUGAUCAGUUCUUCUUUGACUACCUUGCCACGAUACCCCAUGACGUAAGGCGGUACUCCACGCAAGUAGCAGAUUCUAUCGACCGGCAGGUCGACCACGCCGCCACGACGAUUCGAGAUCUGCUUUCUAAUCAGUCAUGGCUGCCUUCUUCAGUGCGGCCUAUACCUAAACGCACCCCGGACUUGCAUUCCUCACACUCCCUCGUCACUCGGGCGCAGGACUGGGUCCACCGGAACCGAGCGUGGAGCGCUGCCAUCCUCGCCUUUGUGGGAACUAGCUGCGUGCUCUACUAUGGAAAUAAAAAGCUGGGCGGUCGACGAAGGAGGGCGCGCAGAGCUGGGAACGGCGCUCGGAAAGAGAUAGUUGUUGUCGCCGGGUCCCCUCAUGAGCCGAUGACCAGAGCCAUCGCCUCGGAUUUGGAACGUCGGGGAUACAUCGUCUACAUUACCGUGGCGUCUGCAGAUGAGGAGCGUCUGGUCCAGUCGGAAAAUCGAGGGGACAUUCGCAGCCUCUGGCUGGAUCUUACGACGAUUACAUCUUCUCCCUCGGAUAUCCACCCGUGUCUGAAUGAGAUCCAUUCGUUGAUCACCCAACCCCAAAGUCCGAUGGCCGGUGUGCCACCACACACCUGCCAGCUGAGCGGACUUAUCCUCGUGCCAUCGCCCAACUACAGCACCGGCCCCGUGGCUACGAUCCCGCCUUCUUCCUGGGCCGAUACCGUCAACGCCCGUUUGCUGUCGCCCAUUCUGACCACUCAACUCUUCCUGCCCCUCCUCACCGUCCGCAACACCAACAGCACCAUCGUCCUUGUCUACCCCUCCAUCUCCUCGUCGCUCUCAGCCCCGUUCACAGGCCCCGAAGUCACCACCACCCGGGCACUGUCCGGGUUUGCCACAUCGCUGCGACGAGAGCUCAGUCUCCUGCAACACGGCAAGAUCGACGUGGUUGAGCUGAAGCUCGGGAACAUCGACCUGGGUGCGCCGUACCGGAACGCGCAGGGCCACAUCACCGGCACAGAAGUUCUGGCAUGGAGCGCGCAGCAGCGGUCGCUGUACGGACCGCAGUACCUAUCCAGCAUCGAGCAGCGGCCCGUGGCUUCGGCGGGACCGAGCACGGUGCGGGGAUCUCCGGCGCGCAGCCUGCACUACGCCGUAAUGGACGCGCUGGAGCCGGCGUCGCGGGACAUCUUCGGGCGCAAGGUGUCGAAAAGCCCGGUGAUGUUCGUCGGACGGGGGGCGCGAACUUACAGCAUUAUUGGUGAGUGGGUGCCGGCUGGAUUGGUGGGAUGGAUGUUGGGGAUGCGAUCGGGACAGCGCACGCCGGGCGACAGCCCCAGCGGGAGCAGUAGCGAGACGAACUGGGAGAAGGUAUAAUCUCUUCUUUUCUGUUUCCUCUCACUCUCUCAUUCUCUCCUCUCUAUCAUUCUUUUCUCUAUCAUUUUUCUCUCUCUAUCAUUUUAUUUUGGGGGUGGGAUCUCGAAGGCAUUGGUAAGGUUUGAUAUCGCGGCGCAAGCAUGUACUCUUCUCUCAUAAUCGUUGGCUAAACGGGAACGAAAAAAAAAACCAAUUGAAUCCAUGAACAAGUUUCCGG
Aspergillus candidus is the source of this 1632-nucleotide messenger RNA. Its product is annotated as DUF1776 domain-containing protein. Lineage: Eukaryota; Fungi; Ascomycota; Eurotiomycetes; Eurotiales; Aspergillaceae. The coding region runs from base 33 to 1415 and encodes 460 amino acids. The transcript has 4 exons. The record is from RefSeq and is a predicted model, not a curated record.